Messenger RNA from Populus euphratica (Euphrates poplar), 1757 nucleotides. Its product is annotated as 1-deoxy-D-xylulose 5-phosphate reductoisomerase, chloroplastic. Gene Ontology annotation, biological process: isoprenoid biosynthetic process. The transcript has 13 exons. The record is from RefSeq and is a predicted model, not a curated record. Bases 1 to 1554 code for a protein of 517 amino acids. Gene Ontology annotation, molecular function: NADPH binding; protein binding; 1-deoxy-D-xylulose-5-phosphate reductoisomerase activity. Lineage: Eukaryota; Viridiplantae; Streptophyta; Magnoliopsida; Malpighiales; Salicaceae.
AUGCUGACAGUAUCAACAUUACUGAAGGAAGGACGGGAUCCUGACUCCAAAAAACUAAGCGAAAUUCCACAACAUGAUUUGAUUCCUGUGUCGUCCUUAAUCACCCACUACCCCAUGUUCAACGCUGACCUAAGACAAGAUGCACUUAAUUUUCUUUCUCCAGCUGAAAUCAAGGCUAUCUCUUUCUUGGAUUCUACUAAAUCCAGUCACAUACCUAAGCUUCCAGGUAGGCUUGGUUUGAAGAGGAAGGAUUGUGGAGGGAGAAGAAUUCAAUGUUCUGUUCAGAAUCAGAAUCAGCCACCUCCAGCUUGGCCAGGAAGAGCGUUUCCAGAACCUGGACGCAAGACCUGGGAUGGUCCUAAGCCUAUAUCAAUUGUUGGAUCUACUGGUUCCAUUGGAACUCAGACAUUGGACAUAGUAACAGAGAAUCCAGAUAAAUUCACAGUCGUGGCACUGGCAGCUGGUUCAAAUGUUACUCUUCUUGCUGAUCAGGUGAGGAGAUUCAAACCUCAACUAGUUGCUGUUAGAAAUGAGUCAUUAGUUGAUGAACUCAAAGAGGCUCUGGCUGAUGUGGAGGAAAAGCCUGAGAUUAUUCCUGGGGAGCAAGGAGUUAUUGAGGUUGCUCGUCAUCCAGAUGCUGUCAGUGUAGUUACAGGAAUAGUAGGUUGUGCAGGCCUAAAGCCUACUGUUGCUGCGAUAGAAGCAGGAAAAGACAUAUGCUUGGCCAAUAAAGAGACACUAAUUGCUGGAGGUCCUUUUGUCCUCCCUCUUGCUCACAAAUAUAACGUAAAAAUUCUUCCAGCUGAUUCUGAACAUUCUGCCAUUUUUCAGUGUAUUCAGGGCCUGCCUGAGGGUGCAUUGCGGCGCAUCAUUUUAACUGCUUCUGGUGGGGCUUUCAGGGAUUGGCCUGUUGAAAAAUUGAAAGAAGUUAAAGUAGCUGAUGCUUUGAAGCAUCCCAACUGGAAUAUGGGUAAAAAGAUUACUGUAGACUCUGCUACCCUUUUCAACAAGGGUUUAGAAGUCAUUGAAGCCCACUAUUUGUUCGGAGCUGAAUAUGAUAAUAUUGAUAUCAUAAUUCAUCCACAGUCUAUAAUACAUUCAAUGAUUGAAACACAGGAUUCAUCUGUUCUUGCACAAUUGGGGUGGCCUGAUAUGCGCUUGCCUAUCCUUUACACCAUGUCAUGGCCAGAGAGAGUUUACUGUUCUGAAAUUACUUGGCCUCGCCUUGAUCUUUGCAAGCUUGGAUCACUAACUUUUAAAGCUCCCGACAACGUAAAAUACCCAUCUAUGGAUCUUGCCUAUGCUGCUGGACGGGCUGGAGGCACCAUGACGGGAGUCCUCAGUGCUGCCAAUGAGAAAGCUGUAGAAAUGUUCAUUGAUGAAAAGAUAAGCUAUCUUGACAUUUUCAAGGUUGUGGAGCUAACAUGUGAUAAGCACCAAGCAGAAUUUGUGGCCUCACCCUCCCUGGAGGAAAUUAUACAUUGUGACUUGUGGGCACGAGAAUUUGCUGCUAGCUUGCAACACUCUUCUGGUCCAAGUCCUGUUCUUGCUUGAUUGCCCGCUUGCCAAUGCCAUGAUGAGGAAGCGUCUAAUUUUGAGGCUGGCAAGACAUGCUGUAUUCCUGCCAAAACUGGCAUUCGUACUUGGGUUUGGGAGGGAAUUGAUUAGACUUAUGACAUAAAUAUUGAAAUAGGCAACCAGAAUAUGUUCCCCCUUAAAUACAUGCUGAUCGUAUAAAUGCAUUCCUUGCAUCCUUG